CAUCUGCCAAACACAAUAUUAUAAGAAAUGAAUUAUACCCUGCGAGGUUAAAGCUCAACACAAUAGAUCAAUUUAUAAAAGUGCCUCUUUUUUCUUACACGCUGUACCGGGUGUCCCAAAAGAGUAGUGAUACUAAAGAAAUUAUCCUCAUGUAAUAUAUUGUUGUAAUUUGAAUGGCUGAACAGUAUGCUUAACGGUUACGCUGCAUACACUUCUGCUUCUGGAAUUAAAGCAAAUUCCUAUCCUUAUUAAAGUCAAAUUAUAAGUACAUCAUUCAAUUGGACGGGGCAACAAUAAUGGUUCGACUCACUAUGCCGAAGAAUAGAUAUUUCGUUUAAUGCACAACACAUGCGUGACUUUCAGUAUGGUAAUAGGACUAGGAGAUAUUACGUUGAGUGAGAUAAGUUUGUCAUCCUGAAGCAAAAGUUUAUACAUGCAUGCAUGAGAGUUUAAUUUGCAUAUAUAUUUAGUACCUGCUCAGACAAAGGUAUAAAGGUAACGAAAAUGUAAUGAAAAAUAUGGAACUAGACCUUCUCGAAGGAUGAAAAUUGGUGAAAAUUGCCAAAUUUUUCGUUCCUACUCAAAACCAGAUUGGACGAAGUGAUAAUCACAGUGCAAGGUUAUCUGCAGCACUGCAGCAGGCGUUUAGGUCGACCCGGCCGGCAAAUUUGCCCAUGCACCGGAACUGGUAUAUAAUGAAAUUGACUUAGAAAAUUCAAUUAAUCAUGUUCUGGCUUCUCCAACUGUGAAAGUUAAGAGUUUGGUUUGUCCGUCAAUGUGUUUGCGAUGAGGUUGUGCAAGAAGGAAACGGGAUUGUAUUGGUUUGUUCAUUGUGUCGUGUGGAUUGGGAUUGCUCUACCAACAGUAUUCUUUCUGUUGCGGAUAAAUCAUCCCAGACACGAUGAAAUAAAGACGGAACCUAUUAGUCCUAACAACACACACGGUGAAGUUAAAGAAAAUGUCACAUCAAUGGCAGGACACAAAAGAUGCAGAGAUUAUUAUCAGCCCAGAUGCUCCGGUAUUGUCGACCCCUUGCUGAUUGCUGAUGAAGAACUGGAAGAAUUUUUGAACGCAAUCUCAAUUACAAAAGAACACAAUUCGACGUGUAAUACGACUCUUGAAAAAACGUUAUGUAUAAAGAAACAUCUCGCUUAUUAUUAUCAUUGCAACAAUGGAAGUUCUGGAGCAGCCAUUGCAAAGCUUGAAACUCAACUGGUUAACGAAACGAAUAAGUUUUGUAAAACUUGUUAUUCGUACAUCAAAAGCAAUAUUUCACUUCAAAAAGGGAGAUAUAAUUGGUUAAAAAAUAUGAGUUGUAUAAGUGAACUGCUGCAUAAAGGCACAACAGAAGAAAGAAACUUCAGCUCUUGUCUACAUCCAUUGGUAAAGGAUGAGAAUGGCACAUGUCGUAUUCCAUGUGAUUGGUCUUUGAUGAGUCCACGACUACGUGAUAUUUACUACGCUGUUAUGGUUUUUAAUUUUUGGGCUGCACUUAUUACAACUGUCAUUACAUUGGCAACACUUGCAUCUUUCUCUAAAAUGCGUGAAUAUCCACACAUUGUCCGCUUUUAUAUUCUGAUUUGUUCAGCAAUGUAUGCAACAUCCAGUUUACUGCCCUUUCGUAUUGGUCUUGCUAAAGUAUACUGUGGAAAGGAACAAUUUUGGAACGAAGAUGGACAUAGCACGAUACCAACUGUUAUUGAAGGAUUUAUAUCUCACUACUUUUUCCUGGCAUUUUGUUUCUGGUCGUUAUGUUAUGUCGUCAACGCGUAUUCUGUCAUCAUCAGACGGGCACACAAGAUUUUUGACAAGAGAUGCAAAUACCAUCUUAUCCAAUUUUCUAUCUGUUCACUUCUUCCUGCUCUGUUAGUUGCCCUCAAUAUGGCAAUCAAACAGCCUGGAUACAAGUCACUGUUCAUAGAUCGAAUGACGUCAGUCUUCACGUCCCCAGUACUUGAGUAUGUGACAUUUACAUUACCGGUGCAAGUGGCUAUUGGCAUUUCCGUAUCUCUUCUUUGGUCUAUAAUACGUUUCGUAAGGAAGGUGAGGCAAAAUAACACAACUAUUCAAGCAGUUCGUCCGGAUGAUGAUAUAAAAGGAUUCAUCCAUGCCGAACAUCAGUUCAUAAAACUUGCUGCAUUAUUUAUCGCAACAGUCGCCGUUGUAUUAUCUUCUGAAGUUGUACUGACUUAUCGAAAUGAGGAGUAUAUACAUAAAGUCCACGAAUACUUCGAGUGCUUAAAGACAUACGACAAAAACUGCCCAAGACCCGAGGUUCAAAUAUUCUUCCUCUCCAGCGUAAGAAUAUGUGGCCCUGGCAUUUACUGCCUGUUGAAUUUCUUCUUACUGUUCUUCAACAAAGACACUCGAAGGGUGUGGAGAAAAUGGUUACAGUUUGGCUACAGCAUAGUAUUCUGCAAGCGAAUGGAAAAAGACGCUGAAGAUACUAAAACUGCAGAACGUUUGACCACAACAUAUACGUUAAAUACAAAUGGCAGUUUUAAUUCACUACAGAGGUUCUCACCGAACACAAUAUGUCAAAGCAACACGCUAACAAAAGCAGUACAUCUUAACACACUUCGUUCAAACAGUAGACCAAUCGCCGGGUCAAUUACUCCAAAAGAAGAUUGCCCAUUAAACAUUAACGGCGAUACCAGCUAGCAAGUAAAAAGGAGUGUACGCAACGUAGAUGCCUAUUUAAUGCUUUAAUAAUUCAUUCACAUCGGGAAAUACCAUGAUGAAGAUAUUAAAAUAAUUCAGGAAUCAAUGGAUGGAAAUAAUUAUUGAGAUAUUUUUCACCGCGAUUUAAAUGCUUGCAAAAGAUUACUGGUAUUAGACACCGAUAAUUCUUCCUAUAUUUAUGAGCUGUCGUCAUAUUUUUUGUCCCCGUGACACAUUGUGAUGUAUAUUCUAAAAUAAAAUGAUCAGUAUUGUGUGUGUAGAUGAAAAAAAGUCCACCUUGCACUGCUGCAAUAAUGUGUAUAGAAUGUAAUGUAUAGAAUGUAAUGUAUAGGUAAUAUUAAUAUUAAAAUAUAUUUACUUAGGUAACGGUAUAUAGUAGUUUUUUUUAAUGAAUAGCAGCGACAGUGCAUGGUAACGUCGGCAAUAAACUUAUUAACAUCUCGAAUUCAAGUUUCAAAUAGCUUAUCAUCUGUAAGAAUGAUUAACGGUACUAUAUGCAGCACGAUGAUACCAGUGAUGACACAAGAAACCCCGACUUGUAAAUUAUGAGAACUUGUAUUUCUUAAGAUAAAAGAGAGUUUUGACCAUUUAUCCCUAUUAUUUUUCUAAAGAACCGCGCCAAUCGCAGUUCGCAGGAUUAAGAUAUACGGCUUACUUGUGGAAUGACCGAACUACAGUUGUAAUCUAAGUGGUCAAAUUCCGAAAAAAAAUUUGCGCAAUGCUUGUAAGUUAACGGAAUUUUAAAAAUGAGCAAAAAUUAAAUUAACAUGUCAAGAUGUCGGGGGCGAUGAACUGGA
This is a messenger RNA of Dendronephthya gigantea, 3479 nucleotides long. RefSeq lists its product as uncharacterized. The transcript has 10 exons. Gene Ontology annotation, cellular component: membrane. The record is from RefSeq and is a predicted model, not a curated record. The coding region runs from base 787 to 2661 and encodes 624 amino acids. Gene Ontology annotation, biological process: cell surface receptor signaling pathway. NCBI's taxonomy places the organism in Eukaryota, Metazoa, Cnidaria, Anthozoa, Malacalcyonacea, Nephtheidae.